Molecule: messenger RNA, 6057 nt
Organism: Haplochromis burtoni (Burton's mouthbrooder)
Lineage: Eukaryota; Metazoa; Chordata; Actinopteri; Cichliformes; Cichlidae
Product: neuron navigator 1
Exons: 20
Coding region: 308-5218 (1636 amino acids)
Biological process (GO): neurogenesis; nervous system development; microtubule bundle formation
Cellular component (GO): microtubule cytoskeleton; axon initial segment
Source: RefSeq, a predicted model, not a curated record
CGUUUCAUGAUGAGACAAAGCAACAGAUCAUGUGUUUGUUUUUUUUCUGCUUUUGACUGACUUUGUUGGAGAAGUUUCGCACACUUUAAUCUUUUCUCUCUGUAGCUGGAAAGCAAAGGAGCAACCGUGGCAUUAAACUUCCUGUCUUGGUGAAUGGUGAGGAGCUGUGAACCAAUGGGAGAGCAGUGGUGAGGAUGCAACUGUGAUCCAGGAAAAAACAGCCCAUUGUUCCUGGGACGUCAGAGAAGUGUGACCUGCUUCUGGCCGGCUCCGUCUGCUUAGCCCAACGGCGCACUGACAGGUCACGAUGAGUGGGGGGGUCAACGUGAAGUCAGUUCCCCGUGGGCCUCCCUCAUCAGGAAUACCCCUCCCUCGCAGUCUUCUGCCUUCCUCUCCUAAAACAGAACCAGGCCGCCGGGCGAGUGACCUGCCCAGGCCCUCGAAACAGACCCCUAAGCACACGCCAGCGAACACACCUGCACACUCCCCGUCACUUUGUCCAAGAAACUCCAGUAUCCCUGGGCCUUCCUCCACAGAUGCCCUGAGAGAUGCCUGCCUUAAAAGUCAGCUCUUCCAGCGAACCGGAGCUCUUCCAAUUCCCCAGGUGUCAAGAUCUGCCUACAGCAGCCCGCUGACCCAGCGCCGAGUACAUCCGCCACACUCCAAAGACACGCUAGACCUGGGAAAAUCGCAAAUCCUCUCCCAAUUACCCCAGGAUGGCAAUCGCAACAGAAGCACCUUUGCAAAUAAGAAUCAAGCGUAUGGAGCCGGCAACCUACGUCCACCGCUCAGUUUUAGCAGAGGAGACAAUUCAAACAUUGUAACCCAAGCAACGGCUGAUGCGAUACCAGGAAGGAAGGAAGAGCCUCCAAAAAACCAUCCAGCCAAAUCCGUCACACUCAGCAACUGUAACAUUCGGCCCACUCUUCUUUACUCAAACCAUCACACCAUCAGAGAUCAUAGUGACUCUGGCAGCCAAUCAGAUGAGGAAAUGGGAACUCCUGAGGAUAGCAGUCCAGUUUCCUCUCCUCUUCCCUUACCGCUGCCAGCUAUCACAUUUACCAUGCCAGUAACACCCAAGCAGGUUGUUGAUCAGGAGGCAACAUCUGAAGAGACACACAUACCCAGAGUCAACAUGGCUGCUGUGGCUCCCUUCAGUCACAGGCUGCAGGCACAAGUGAGUGAAUUUUCUGUGGAUGAACUGAGUGACUGCUCAUCUGGAUCCAUAGAAGUCUGCUGUGAUGACCUGACACCAGGAGGGAUGCUGGAGGCUAAUGUGGCUAACAUUAGCAUGACGGCUAAGCCCAGAGAGCUGGACCUCAGGUCUGCUGCUGUCCCCUGCCAGGAUACUUCAUCCCAGGCCAUGGCAUCAAGGAAACCACCCGCCAAGCCCUCUGCUCUGCCCCAGGGGCCUGUGCGUCCCUCUGGGUCAGAGCUCAAGGUCUACCGGCCCACCUCCGGAUCUAUCCCCAUUCCAAUCCCCAGUCAGUCCGGGCUUCGCAAACAGCGUUCACUCAGCAACUUGUCUGUGCUCACCGAUGCUGAGAAGAAGCUGCACCUGUACCAGUCUACCAGGUGGAAUGAUGACACAAGCCGUCCUGGCGCUGUGACCAACAAAGCGGGGCAGAGUAAGGCAGGUCAAGCUGGUGGUGGGAGACCACCACUGUCCCGGACACUUUCAAAGUCAGAACAGUCUCUCUUUCAGGGGAAGCCAAAGUCUUUCUGCUCCCCUUCUGUGACUUCUAAUAUAGGCAAGCCAAGUCGAAUCCCUGCACCUGGCAAACCACGGGGACCUUAUGCUGAGGUCAAGCCAAUUAGCAAGGCCUCUGAGACAGCCCAGAAUGCAGAUACAGACCCAACCAAAGCAAACUCCAAUGGAGCUGGGACUACUGGAACUAAUGGCAAGAAACUAGGGGAGAAAUCCAAACCUGCGGCUCUGUCAGCGGAGGAAAAGAAAGAGAGGAAGGGGAUGGAGGGUGAGGACGAUAAGAGCUUUUUAAAGGUGGAUCCAGAGUUAGUGGUUACAGUCUUGGGAGACCUGGAACAACUGCUGUUCAGCCAAAUGCUGGACCCAGAGUCCCAGAGGAAAAGGACGGUGCAGAAUGUUCUGGACCUUCGACAGAACCUGGAGGAAACCAUGACCAGCCUGAGAGGGGUGCAGCUCAGCCACAGCUGUGCAGAGGGGACUAUGUGCUACGACAGCGAUGAAGCCGCUGCCUUCUCAGUUUCCAGUCUGUCAAAUCGUUCCUCUCCGCUGUCAUGGCGUCAGGGUCAAGCUAGCCCUCGUCUCCAAGCUGGUGAUGCUCCGUCCACGGGUAACGCCCACUCAGAAGUGCCCCUCAGGAUCAGCCACGCAUCUCGUAUCCACCUUAUCGAAUCCCUGGACGACUCCAACCCGACCCUCCUGAAGGGAGAUUACCUCAGCGACAGUGACCUCGGCGGGAAGAGCCCAAAUGAAGAUGAUGACGAAGAUGAUGAUGAUAUUGAUGAUCUGGGCAAUGGUUGGGAUGAGAGCAGCUCCAUCAGCAGUGGACUGAGUGACGGUUCAGACAACCUGAGCUCCGAAGAGUUCAACACAAGUCCCACUCUCAACUCUCUUCCUACCACUCCCAUUGGCUCCCGCAGAAACUCAAGCAUUGUGAUGCGUACGGAUGCAGAGAAGAGAUCUCUAGUGGAGAGCGGUCUGUCCUGGGACUCCGAUGAUAACAAACCCAGCCGCAAGAGCCAGGGCAGCAGCAUCUACGAUACAGGAAGCCUCAAGUCCGAAUCCGCUAAUAAAUGGAAGAAAACCCGGCCGCAAGGGGAGGGGCCGGAAGGUGGGAAGGGUGAGCUGAGAAAACCUCAAACCCUGGGUCAAGGAAAUGUGUUGAAGAAAGGAAGAAACCCACCUGUGGGAGUCACUUCCCCAAUCACACACACCUCUCAAACUGGGCUGAAAGUGGCAGGUACCGUGAAGUCUGAUGGGAAGCCCAUGGAUAAGUCCCGUUUAGCAGUGAAGACUUCAAGUCUUCAGCGCUCCUCCUCUGAUGCUGGUAAAGACCAUCGAAAUGGCACCGGAGCUGCUGAGCAGCGUAAACCUCCAUCCGGCCUGGUCAGGCCCUCCACUGGUGGAAACUUUGGCUUCAAGAAACCAGCAGCAGCUACCAGUAAUAGCACAAACAACUCAAGUCCGCCCAGUGUAACAAGUGCAGUUAGCAGCGGCAUACCCAGCGGUUCUGCAACUGUAGGGAAAAUUCCCAAAACGUCAGGUAUCCCUGUGAAGCCAGGUGCUGGUGGUGGAGGACGAAAGACAAGUCUCGAUGUUUCGAGCAGCGAUCAGAGUGGUUUCCUGUCUCCAAAUGCCAGAACGUCUCUGCAGUACCGCUCUCUGCCCCGCCCCGCAAAAACGAGCACCCUGACUUUAACACGGCCGAGCUCAGCUCGCCCGGUGAGCACCACCAUGGACACCGGCUCUGGACUCAUCAAACCCUCCGUCGCAGCAUCACAGGGCUCAAGGCUCAAAGAGCCGGGCUCUGGACACGGUUCUGGAACAGGACUGAGUAAACCAGGAGGACGUGGCAUCCCCAGUCCUGUCAAUCAAACAGACAGAGAGAAGGAGAAGGAGAGAGCCAAAGCUAAAGCUGUGGUUUCUGACUCUGAGUGUGGGGGAGGGUCAAUGAAGGGAAGUCCUGCUCAGACCCCAUCAGAGAACGGAGGGAAAGUACAAGGGCUGAGGCCCCCCAGCAGCGGCAAGGGCAUGGAUCUCCCAUCUCCCAGCACACACAGGUUGUCUGGAGUGCGUAGCCUGGCAAAGCCUCCAUCGAUGGCUCAGCUUGACAAGCUGAACUCAAACAGCCUGGACACUGAGGUUCAGGACACUUUGCCUCCUAAGAUUCCUCCUUACUCUAAGCUUCAAGACCUCUCUGGUUCAGCAGGCAACUCCACUAGUUCUUGCCUGACCCCCAGCCCUGCCCCUGUACUAAAUGUGAACUCUUCAGCCUGCUUUUCCAGUUCUGGCAUAGGUUUGGGUCCCAGGCAGGUCACUUCCCUCGGGGUAGAAAGCAAUGAAGGGAGAACCUCUCCCCUGCUCUACCCUCGGAUGUCUGGGCUGCAUCGUAGCUUGGAGUCUCUGCCACUUCAGAUGAGCCUGGCCCCAGAGCCCCAGGAGAGAGAGGAGUAUAAAGGGGGGGAGAAUUUGACGAGAGGCUACACCACCUUAGAGUCCCGAGUCAAAGAUAGACACGAUGACAGCGGCCAGCCCUCUAGCUGGACACCCGGAAGUAAAGUCUCACUGACUCCCACAGACAGCUCUCAGAGAGACAGAAACACGCUGCCAAAGAAAGGUUUAAGUUUCAGCAGUGCCUCCCAGAUCGAGGAGGAUGGGAAGGAGAAAGGAGAGAGGAGGCACUCUCAUACUAUUCUCAGUAUGACCGACUCGCUCGCUCUUCCACUGCUGUCGUCGCCCACCUCCCUGCCCCGAACCUCAAAGACCAGCAUGGUGCCGAGCCCGGUGGGCGGCCCGCCGAGGAUGACUCGAUCCAACAGCAUCCCGACACACGAUGCCUCCAUGGAGCUGUACGGGGCAUCGCCUCUGGGCAGCACGGUGUCACUGGCUGAACGUCCCCGCAGCAUGGGAAUGGUUCGCUCCGGAUCCUUCAGGGACAGGGAGUCGAAUGAAGAUGUUCAUGGCUCUGUACUCUCCUUGGCCUCCAACUCAUCAAGCUACUCUUCGGUGAGUUUGGGCAGCAUGCAGACUCAGGCUGAGGAAAGGAUCCAGGGAGAGCAAAUCCGCAAGCUGAGAAGAGAGCUGGAGUCAUCGCAGGAGAAGGUUUCUAACUUAACGACACAGCUCACGUCAAACGCAAACCUGGUGGCCGCCUUUGAGCAAAGUUUGGCACUGAUGACAGCGCGGCUGCAGAGCCUGUCGCUAAGCCACGAACAGAAGGACUCUGAGCUGAUGGAGCUCCGGGAGACCAUUGAUGCUCUGAAGACCAGGAAUGAAGAAGCCCAGGCUGUCAUACACGGAGCCUUAAACAACCCAGAUAACAGCAAAGAUCUGUGUAUCAGACGUCAGAACUCCUGUGAGAGCAUCUCCAGUCUGAACAGUUUGACCAGCAUGUCCAGCGUGGGCAGCUUGAAGGACCAAGAUGCUAAGAAGAAGAAGAAAAAGAGCUGGGUAGGAGCUGUUUGCGAGGCUUUAUGUUAUUCUCACUGCAUGGUCUGUGUCUGUUCUCCUUAAUGAAAAUGACAAAGCAGCGUGGAUGAAGUAUGACCAGUCUUUCCCUCCUUUGUGUUGUGCUAUUCUGCUCUUUUAGGUCUUCGAGGUGAGUUCAGUCACUGUGUUUCUAUAAAACCUCUAAUUUCCUGUCAUACAGCAUGAUGGACCAUCUAAAAGUGCAACACAGUCCUCGAGUACCCUCCAUCUCUGCUGAUUGGCUGCCUCAUGUGACCAUUUAAUUUGAAUAGAUGGCCGUAAUUCGGUUAGAGCGGCUAGCAGCAGAAAUGAUGUUCCGUAAGAAGCGAAGCGCUCAGGCUUAAUCGAGUUUAUUUAACGCAUCUUUCAGUUAUGUUUCUCCCCUGCUACCUCAUACUUUAUCCUGUAUUUUGUCCCUGUGUAAGAGAAUACAUGACUUUUUCUUUUACCAUGUAACCCUCACUAAACCAGCUGCUAAAUCUAAGUGCAGAAAACGGAUUGGAGCUUGGACUCAGUGCAGAAAACGACUGAAAGUUCAAAGCGGUAGUUUGUCAUUUUGGGGAAGGCUCUUUGUUUUUGAUUAACACCAGCUGCUUGGUUUAAAACAAAGGUACAAAUAUUCUGCUCUGUGAGAUUUACAAAUGCACAUGAUGAUAUCUCGUUUAUUCAUUCUAUAUAAAAUGAAACUAUACUUGACAGAUUGGGGGGUUUUGGCUUUUAUCUGCAGUGAAAAAUGACAAACUAUUCCUUUAUUUUUUAUACUCUUUGUACUUAGCAUGUGUCACAUUAACGGUUCUAACUAUUCCCUCUUUUUUUUCUUUCCAGUUAUGAAUGCAGUCAUGUGAAGUCAUCGUUUGACUGUUUUAUAUCAGUUUAUCUCUUCU